AGGCGGGGACCAUGAAUGGAUUUAUUCCAGUUGCUCUCACUGGCUCCCACAGCAGAUUUGCAUCUGUGCAACAGGCUGCUGGAGCUGAACCUCCCCUGUGCAUGAAAAGCCUCUCCAGACAUGGCUGGUAAGGUCCAAGCUCUGACUGAAGAGGAGAGGGCCCACAUACUCCCCCUGCUACGCAACGCUCAGUGGGUGGAGGUCGUUGGACGAGAUGCUAUUUACAAAGAGUUUAUUUUCAAAGACUUCAAUCAGGCUUUUGGCUUUAUGUCCAGAGUGGCUUUACAUGCAGAGAAGUUGAACCAUCAUCCUGAGUGGUUCAAUGUCUAUAAUAAGGUCCAGAUAACUCUCAGCACGCAUGACUGUGGAGGGCUGUCCCAACGUGACAUCUCUUUGGCCACCUUGAUUGACCAGGCAUCUCUAAUGUGAGCAGAAUGUCACCGGUCAAGGCAGAGAAGACUAAAGUGCUCUUCAUAUGGGGUUUUUUUUAAA
Messenger RNA from Pelmatolapia mariae (spotted tilapia), 492 nucleotides. RefSeq names its product pterin-4 alpha-carbinolamine dehydratase/dimerization cofactor of hepatocyte nuclear factor 1 alpha (gene pcbd1). NCBI's taxonomy places the organism in Eukaryota, Metazoa, Chordata, Actinopteri, Cichliformes, Cichlidae. Gene Ontology annotation, biological process: tetrahydrobiopterin biosynthetic process. Bases 121 to 429 code for a protein of 102 amino acids. Gene Ontology annotation, molecular function: 4-alpha-hydroxytetrahydrobiopterin dehydratase activity. The transcript is spliced from 4 exons. The record is from RefSeq and is a predicted model, not a curated record.